Messenger RNA from Aspergillus thermomutatus, 1563 nucleotides. RefSeq lists its product as uncharacterized. The record is from RefSeq and is a predicted model, not a curated record. Gene Ontology annotation, molecular function: transmembrane transporter activity. Gene Ontology annotation, biological process: transmembrane transport. Lineage: Eukaryota; Fungi; Ascomycota; Eurotiomycetes; Eurotiales; Aspergillaceae. The coding region runs from base 1 to 1563 and encodes 520 amino acids. The transcript is spliced from 2 exons.
AUGUCUUUCAUCGACGAGGCUGUCACCCACCCAGUCCCCAUUUUAUCUUCAGUCGAGCCGCAGAAAUUGUCAGGCAAAGAGCCCAUGGCUGCGGCGGGAAGCGAGAAUGAAAAGUUCGCCCAACAGCCAUUGGAAAAUGCCAUCGGAGACAGCGAUCCAGAUGUCGUCCUCGUGGACUUCGAGGAGAACGACCCGAAAAACCCUUUGAAUUGGUCGUCAAUGCAAAAAUGGCUGAUUGUGUUCGUUAUCUCGUGGAUGGGUUUCGUCAGUGUCUUUUCGACAAUGACGAUCGUGCCCACGGCGCCGCAGAUCUUGCAAGAGUUCCAUUCACACAAUAAGAUCGACCAGACCUUGCUCGUCACGAUUUGGGAGCUCGGGGAAGGGAUUGGCCCGUUUUUCAUCGCGCCGCUCUCCGAAAGAUUCGGCCGGCUUCCCGUCUUCCAUAUUGGAAAUCUCCUCGCGCUCUGUUGCUUGAUCGCCAGCGCCCUGAGCGUAAACAUCUCCAUGCUGAUUGCGUUCCGAUUCUUAACAGGCUGCUUCCUGUCGAUUCUCACCCUCGGGCCCGCCAUCGUCGGGGAUUUGUUCCAAAUGGAACAAACCGGCCGGUCCAUGGCAUUAGUCAUGGGAACUCAGAUGAUAGCAGAUUUCAUCUCACCUAUCGCAGGAGCGUAUAUCGCACAGAGCCUGGGUUGGCGAUGGUCGAUUUGGCUGGCGGCCAUCGUGCUCGGAUUCUUCAGCUUGCUCUUACUGGCUGUGCUCCGGGAGACAUACACAGUCGUCAUUCUGAGGCGGAAGGCGGAGCGGUUACAAGAGGAGCGCGCGGACGACAAGAAGUAUCGUUCCAAACAUCAGGCCCGUGUCGAUGCAUCCACCAUGCUCGAAAGGGCCAUAAAACCAAUGCAGAUCCUGGCCCAGUCUCCCAUCCUCAUGCUGACGACGAGCUACAUGGCCACGACAUACGGCUUAGUCUCAUUGAUCCUUGCCACACUCACGGAAACCAUGGAGUCGACGUACCCAGCCGUCUUUUCUAGCGGCUCCAUUGGCUUGACGUUUUUAAGUCUCGCCAUCGGCAACACCAGCGCUUUGAUCUUCUACAGUCUCACUUCCGACCGCUACGUGAUCCAUCAGCGGGAAACGAAGGGCGACGCAUUCAAGCCGGAGUCUCGGCUGGUGCAUCUGCUUCUUGCCGCAAUCAUUCUUCCUCUGGGCUUCCUCAUCUACGGAUGGACAUUAGAGUCUCAUGUUCAAUACAUCGUGCCGCUCAUUGGAACGUGUGCUGCGGGGUUCAGCAUGACGCUUUCCGCCAUACCGGCCGAAACAUACGUGGUGGAUGUUUACGAGAUCCAUGGGGCAUCUGCUAUAGCUGCUGGUGUAAUCUUCCGAGCGAUUGCUGGGGCUUUUCUGCCAUUAAUCGGCCCUCCUUUAUAUCAAAGCAUUGGACAGGGCUGGGGUAACACUGUUCUAGCCUUUAUCGCAGCCGCUUUCAUUCCCCCUUUGGGCUUGCUGAUGAGAUACGGAGACUGGUUUCACAGUAAAGAACGGUUUGGAAAGUCUGGACGAUAG